Molecule: messenger RNA, 714 nt
Organism: Dissoconium aciculare CBS 342.82
Lineage: Eukaryota; Fungi; Ascomycota; Dothideomycetes; Mycosphaerellales; Dissoconiaceae
Exons: 1
Coding region: 102-494 (130 amino acids)
Source: RefSeq, a predicted model, not a curated record
UGUUUUUGUGGGAUUGUAUAUUUCUGUUUCUGCUGCGACACAUUCCAUGUGUCCCUUUUUUUGUCGCGUUUAAGCCAGGCUUUGCAAUUUGAUGAUGUGGAAUGUUCAUUGCCUACCUAGUAGGUACAUGUUUACCUUGGCUGUGGUUUCCGACUCCCUUGACCGUAAGAUCUCGCAAUGCAAUCCCUGAGACUCGACAAAAACCUGCCGGGUGCUCUCCAAUCGACCUGCACGACAGUAGACCCGAUUCACCAACAUCCCACAUCAUGAAAUAUUACCCUCGUGCACGCAUUUUCGGCGCGUUCACACUGCUGGUUGCAAAAACAAGCGCAAACAACAUCAACGACGAUAAAUCGAAUGGCUCGCCGUCAGACUCCAAAUUUACGCGAGACAGCACCACACCGUGGCCAUGCCCAUACUACCACGAAAUGACCUUCAGCGACCACCAAUCAAUCCAAUACACAGUCUACUGUGAAAGCCUCAUCCUCGGUUAAAUCAUCACCGCCUUCUCCCGAUCCAACAUCGACAUGUGGCGCUGCAUGCUCGAAUGCGAUUCGCUCGCCGCCUGUAACGCCGUGACUCUGCAACCGGGUCGAUGUACUCUGCAUUCGCAGUCUCCGGAUCCGCUAGUACCCUCCAAUUGGAACAUCGUCGCGAUCAAAAUCAGCCGGGGAUUUUCGCCGAUACCGACUUUCGUUUUCGAGCCAACUACAG